AUGACUGGGAACUCAGUGGACUGUCUACAAAUAAGGAGAAAUGGUGACGUGUGCAAGGAUCCACCCUACAAAGUUGAAGAAUCUGGUUAUGCUGGUUUCAUUUUGCCAAUUGAGGUCUACUUCAAAAAUAAGGAGGAACCUAAGAAAGUUCGAUUUGACUAUGACUUAUUCCUGCAUCUUGAAGGCCACCCACCUGUAAAUCAUCUCCGCUGUGAGAAGCUCACAUUCAACAACCCUACAGAAGAAUUCAGAAGAAAGCUACUAAAGGCAGGAGGGAUUAUGGUUAUGACAGAUGGCACGUCGUUCUCUUCAGGGCAGAGCCUUCAUCUCCCCAACCUUCCUAGUAACUCCCUAUCUUUUUCUGAAGUGAAGAAGAAAGCAUCUCAUGGGCCAAAGGACCCAACUAAGAUUCUGAACAUAAAUAGCAGUAGCGGCAGUAGUAACAGUUUUUUGAAGCCCCACAAGUUAACAAAGGAGCACAAGGAAAAAACUUCUAAAGACUCAAAAGAACAAAAAAGUGCCUUCAAAGAACCUUCCAGGGAACAAAACAAAUCUUCCAAAGAAUCCUCUAAGAAACCCAAAGAAAAUAAACCACUAAAAGAUGAAAAAAUGGUUCCUAAGAUGGCCUUCAAGGAACCCAAAUCCAUGUCCAAGGAGCCAAAAUCUGAAAACACCUCCAUCCUUACCAUUACGGGUGGACAGCAGCAAGAAAAGAAGACUCCUACAAAAAGGCCCUCCGUUCUGGAUUCUGAUGAACCUUCUGCAAAAAAGAGAAAAAAAAGUGCGCCAGAGUCAUUAUUUAAAAGCUUUUCUAAUGCUCCAUCACUAAUUCUUACAUGUUCAGCUGACAAAAAACAAACAAAGGACAGGUCUCAGCUUAAGAUGGGGAGAGUCAAAAUUGAAAGUGAUACACUGGAAAAGAAGGCGUCUACUCUGCCACCAUCUGAUGAUAUUAUAGACCCCAAUGAUUCUGACGUGGAAGAAAACAUGUCUUCUAAAUCUGAAGUAAGAGCUGUUUUGUUUCUUUUCCUGUGUAUGAAGUGUUUCUUCUCUGUGGGAUUGUGUGCCAUAUUUGUAUUUUCAUUUCUCUUCUCCUUUUUACUGGCAAAUUGUUCCAAUUGAAGGGUGUUGACUACU
This is a messenger RNA of Meleagris gallopavo (turkey), 1137 nucleotides long. The record is from RefSeq and is a predicted model, not a curated record. Lineage: Eukaryota; Metazoa; Chordata; Aves; Galliformes; Phasianidae.